AUUUACAUUUAUAUUAUAAUAUUUAUAUUUAUAUUAUUAACACAGUGUUGUUUUAAAAAAAAAACUAUUGACUGAAAUAUCUGUUACAUCGUGAUAAUGAUAAACAGGUUGACAUCUUUGCUGGAUCAGACUGAGUUACGAGUGGAGCGUCUCAGGCAAGAUGCUCUACGCAUUGAAGGAGAGCGAAGGUCUUUGCUAUCCACCCUGGAUAGUGUGAAGCAUUCUGAACUGCCCGCCGAAGUAUCUGAAUGUGAUAAGGACGAUUUACUCCGGUACGCGCACCGUCUCCUGGCGCGAGCUACGACCGUGCAGGUGGAGGUGCGAACUGAACGUAACGCGAAGCAAGAAGAUGCCUACAAUCAGGCGAACGUGUUAGUGGACCAACUGAUGGCGUCGGUCCACAACAACGCCGGGAUGGCACGCUUACGCUGGCAGGGUUAUAUGAACGCGUGCACUUCCCAACCUAACAGCGGUACCGGCAUCGAUGGAAACUUCGAGACGGUCGUCCUGGGAUGUACGCUGGAUGAUCAGAAACGCAUCAAGAAACGCCUUCAAGGCAUCGACGACAUACUUCGUAAACUUUACUAAUCGUCGGACUCAUUUACGUGCUUAUUUUUGUUAACUGUAUUACCCUGCAGUUUAACACGAGCUAUAUAAAUUAAUGUAUCUGUGUGUUAUACAGCGUGUAACGGAUUACGAAUUAAUGUUGAAGGGGGCAUAAGUAAAUUUCAUAAGAAAUCACCGUGUAAAAAUAUUAAAUCAU
This is a messenger RNA of Pararge aegeria (speckled wood butterfly), 763 nucleotides long. RefSeq names its product BAG family molecular chaperone regulator 2-like. The transcript has 4 exons. The record is from RefSeq and is a predicted model, not a curated record. Gene Ontology annotation, molecular function: adenyl-nucleotide exchange factor activity; protein-folding chaperone binding. Lineage: Eukaryota; Metazoa; Arthropoda; Insecta; Lepidoptera; Nymphalidae. The coding region runs from base 97 to 588 and encodes 163 amino acids. Gene Ontology annotation, biological process: protein stabilization.